CAAUGCAAAAUGCCUGCACAAACAUUCCAUCCAAACGCUAUCUUCCAUUCUCUUUCUUCGCUUAAUGAUCUGACACUACCGCCGUUAAGGUUUCUAUCAUCACCUAGUACGGAUGACGAACAAGGAACAUUAAGUCCAAUACAUGAAGCAUGCCUUGGCUCUUCACCUAUUCAAACAACAUUUGAUACACUUCCAUUUAACGAAGACACACAAUAUGAUAUAACUACACCAUUAAGACUUUUACCGUUAUCACAAGUUUCACCAUUACGUUCACUCACACAAAUGUCACAAGAAUCAAUUAUUAAUCAACAGACGGUUAACGAAAAUAAGGAAAAUUCAGUUGGUGAAUACAAGAGAUUUUCGUGUGAAGAAUGUGGUAAAAUUUAUCAAGGCAAAAAUGCACGUUCUAUUUUACGUAGACAUCUUAAAGAUAAACAUGAAAUUGAGUUGCCUCGUGCAUCACGCUGGGACAAUGACCCUAACCGACCAAAAAAUGAUGAAGAAAGGCGACAGAGGAUGUCCGCACAAAAAGCACGCGAAAAGAGAAAUCUUUUAAAAGAAUUAGAACAAAAAGAAAAUAAACGUGUUAUUACUCAUUUGCAAACUAACAUAAACGUAGAACAAAACUACAACAUGAGUCAAGGAUCUACACCCACUACACCGCCAUCACGAAUUGACCGAACGGUAGUACUUUCACCUAAUAGUCGAAUGAAUCCAUACGUCGUCAUGAGACCAUUAAAGUCAGCUAUAUCCCCAUGCAAGGGUGUUAGCGGUGGAAAGUCAU
This is a messenger RNA of Cetraspora pellucida, 784 nucleotides long. The record is from the annotation of a GenBank genome assembly. Lineage: Eukaryota; Fungi; Glomeromycota; Glomeromycetes; Diversisporales; Gigasporaceae.